Emiliania huxleyi CCMP1516 is the source of this 210-nucleotide messenger RNA. RefSeq lists its product as hypothetical. The coding region runs from base 1 to 210 and encodes 69 amino acids. The record is from RefSeq and is a predicted model, not a curated record. NCBI's taxonomy places the organism in Eukaryota, Haptophyta, Isochrysidales, Noelaerhabdaceae. The transcript has 2 exons.
AUGCUGCCGAGCGGCACCGUGGGCGGCAGCGGGCUCGGCCAGCCAAGCCCAACCUCGGGGGCGCGCGUGGUCUCGAACGCCACCCUCUUCUCCGGCACCCACGCCGACCCGCACAACAUCUGGGGCGCCGCUCCCUCCUCGAUCCCCGUCUCGCCGCCGCACGAGCCGACGCCAGCGGCGGUCGCGGGCGACGAGCGGCGAAAGAACUAG